Molecule: messenger RNA, 1642 nt
Organism: Carica papaya (papaya)
Lineage: Eukaryota; Viridiplantae; Streptophyta; Magnoliopsida; Brassicales; Caricaceae
Gene: RHC1A
Product: RING-H2 finger C1A
Biological process (GO): protein ubiquitination
Cellular component (GO): cytoplasm
Molecular function (GO): ubiquitin protein ligase activity
Source: RefSeq, a predicted model, not a curated record
GAUAAAACAGUGUUUAUCCCUCUUUAGUGCAUCUAGAUCUAUCCGUUCUAUUUCGACAAGUAAGAGGAUACCGCGGUUUCUCUUCUUCCUGCGUCUGCUAAUUGAUCCGCUACUUCCUCUUUCGAUCUUGGAACUUAAGGUGCAAAUAAUACUUCUUUCAUCCAAGGGAAAUUUUGAAUUGCAAGUAUGUUGAGGCGAAGUAUGCACCUUUUGCAUGCCAAGGCAAAUAGAUACAUGUACAGCUGCUAAAUCAUAGAGUAGUGGGCAUGAUGUAUAGAUAAUAGUUAAGGAACAACUUGAAAGAGUGCCAGUUUUCUCUUUGGGAACUCUGCAAAGAGAGGGGAGAGAAAAGAGGAUGUCAAGUAGCAGAACCACGCAUUGGUGUUACAGAUGCAGGAGGCCGGUUCGCCUGCGGGGGUGUGAUGCUGUCUGCCCCUACUGUAGUGGAGGAUUUGUUCAAGAACUGGAUGAUCUGAUGCACAUCAACCCGCUGGAUUUCUUUGGACUGGAUAGUGAUGAAGACCGUGACCCAAGGUUUGGUCUCAUGGAUGCUUUCUCAGCCAUGAUGAGGCAGUGUUUAGCUGAGAGAAGCUUUAACCAUGACAUCAGGGGGAGGUCAGGUUCUAUUCAUGAACAUAGUCCUGGCUUUAGCCCUCUCUUGAUUUUUGGUGGCCAAAUUCCUGUAAGGCUGUCUGGGAAUGGUGGGUUUGAAGCUCUCUUUAAUGGUUCUCCAGGAAUUGGCCUUGCACGGGGUAAUGCUGGCGAUUACUUUUUUGGUCCUGGAUUAGAAGAGCUGUUUGAGCAGCUUUCAGCAAAUGAUCGACGGGGCCCUCCCCCAGCAUCCAGAUCAUCAAUUGAUGCAAUGCCGACCAUUAAGAUCACACAAAGGCAUCUUCGUUUGGAUUCACACUGUCCCGUGUGCAAAGAUAAAUUCGAACUAGGAUUUGAAGUAAAACAAAUGCCAUGUAACCACAUGUAUCAUUCAGAUUGCAUUGUCCCAUGGCUUUUGCAGCAUAAUUCAUGCCCUGUUUGUCGGCAGGAGCUACCGCAGAUGGGGUCAGGCAGCAGCCAAAGUUAUCAAAGCACAGGUGAACGAAGUAGAAGCAGCAGCUUUAGCAGUGGUACCAGUGGGAGGGAGAAUAACCGAGAGAAUCAAGGAAGAAGAAGUCCUUUUUCUUACCUGUGGCCAUUUCGCUCAUCCAAUUCGAGCUCAAGCAAUAAUGGAACAGCCGGAAGUAGCUCGCCAGGCAUGCAUGAAAACAACCACCACAUGGGAUAUUCUGGAUGGCCGUUUGACUGAAAGGUUUGCCUGGCUGUCCCAGUCAUUUAAAAAAUUUGGUGCUAAAAGUUGGAGUUGUUUUAGAGUCCUUAUCCCUUGCCAGUUUGUUUUACGAAGUGAUUUGAGUUGGGUUGAGGGUUUUAUGUUACCUGGACCUCUAUCUGUAAAUGACUUACAGACUUCUGUUUGUUGGGAAGAAGUUGUAAUUUCUCAGUUGUGAUAUGAUGUUAGUUGAAGUUGCUGCUAUUAAGAGUUUAUAUGUACUGUAUGCAGCAGGAGGGUGUUGGACUGUUGUUAUCCAGCAAAACAUUGUUCAAACGAAUUCCUAGAGGCCAUAAUUUUUAUCCUUGCCUGUUAACUGUA